AUGUGUCAAUACAACAUCGACCGCUGGGUCGAAGAAACUCGCCUCACCAUCGAACCCAGUCCAGCUCCCCCAGGGCCUGGCGCUCCUAAUACUGAUUGGCGCAUCCCUAUCACACGGAGAUACUACGCCCAGUUCCUGCUCCCUCGCAACACCGAUCCUCGGGGUCUUCUCCCCGUCCCUGGACCACCACAUCCAUCGAGGCUCAACGUUCCACUCCGCCCUCUCAACUGGCGCCGCGGUCGCCAUCUCCCGCACGUGUCCACGAUUCCCACGCCACAGCUAUCGCUGGAAACGACCAGCAGUCUCGAACGCCUCGACAUGCCAGGCCACUACCUUCACUCGAUCGAUUAUCUCAUCGUGUCCUCGCCAGCACGACCACCGCAAACCCCGCGAGCCAAUACCUGGCCACCGGCAGAUCUUACGCCUACAGCUGAGAGCUUCACGUACAACGUCACGACGCCUCCCGAUGAGGCCUCUGGCUCGAGUAACUCCUCUCCACAUUCAGGGAGUUAUGUCUCCGGCAUGAGCAUCGCGCCUCUCACUCCGCUUCCGACUCCUGGCAUGUCGAGACGGAAUGCGUUGCCGGUUCGUGAUCCUGGACUACCGGACUCGCCGCCGCCACGGCGUGAUAAUCCUGGCGGUGACGCCGGUUCUGAUGAUGGGAGUGGUGUAUGGCAUGACGAGGAGACGCAUGGGGUUGCGGAUUAUGACGAGGGAGAUAUUGAGAGGGCCAGGAAUCCACCGCCCGAGAGCCCGGACAUAUCGCCGCGGACAGCCCCGAGCACUGCGAGGGCUAGUAGGUUUGUUGAAAAUAUGGACGUCAGUGCUCCUGAGGGAUACUUUGAUUAA
Fulvia fulva is the source of this 849-nucleotide messenger RNA. RefSeq lists its product as uncharacterized. NCBI's taxonomy places the organism in Eukaryota, Fungi, Ascomycota, Dothideomycetes, Mycosphaerellales, Mycosphaerellaceae. The transcript has a single exon. The record is from RefSeq and is a predicted model, not a curated record. Bases 1 to 849 code for a protein of 282 amino acids.